Molecule: messenger RNA, 1338 nt
Organism: Saccharomyces eubayanus
Lineage: Eukaryota; Fungi; Ascomycota; Saccharomycetes; Saccharomycetales; Saccharomycetaceae
Gene: EMP47
Product: Emp47p
Exons: 1
Coding region: 1-1338 (445 amino acids)
Biological process (GO): Golgi organization; endoplasmic reticulum to Golgi vesicle-mediated transport; endoplasmic reticulum organization
Cellular component (GO): COPII-coated ER to Golgi transport vesicle; endoplasmic reticulum-Golgi intermediate compartment; endoplasmic reticulum membrane
Molecular function (GO): D-mannose binding
Source: RefSeq, a predicted model, not a curated record
AUGAUUACAAACAUGAUUACUAGAUAUACAGCGCUGCUGACUCUUUUCACCGUGCUUGCGAUGUGGACAGGUUUGUCAGAAACUCACCCGUUGGCAGACAAUUCAGAUGCAUCUAAGUUGAACUCAGAUUACUCGCUUCCUCACCUGAUUAACCUACGUAAAGUGCCUAGUAACUGGCAGGCUGGCGAGCAAGCUAGUUUGGAAGAAGGUAGAGUUGUAUUAACUUCUAAGCAAAACACCAAGGGUUCGCUUUGGUUGAAGCAAGCGUUCAAUUUGAAAGAUUCUUUUACUUUGGAGUGGACUUUUAGAAGCGUCGGCUAUUCUGGUAAGACUGAUGGUGGUAUAUCGUUUUGGUUUGUUCAAGAUUCUGGUAUACCAAGUGACAAGAGUCUGUACAAUGGCCCAGCCAAGUAUGAUGGUCUACAAUUGCUGGUUGAUAAUAACGGUCCCUUGGGUUCUACUCUUCGUGGUCAACUAAAUGACGGCCAAAAACCUGUGGAGAUUGCGAAUAUUUAUGAAAGAAGUUUUGCCUCCUGUUUAAUGGGUUACCAGGACUCUUCUGUUCCUUCAACAAUUAGAGUCACUUAUGAUAUCGACGACAAUAACCUAUUGAAAGUGCAAGUGGAUAAUAAAGUCUGUUUCCAAACUAGAAAAAUUCGCUUUCCUACUGGGUCAUACCAUAUCGGUGUAAGUGCUGAAAACGGGAGAGUGGAUAAGAAUGCAGAAUCAUUUGAAAUUUUAAAAAUGCAAUUGUUUAAUGGUGUUAUUGAAGAUUCUUUGAUUCCUAACGUUAACGCAAUGGGCCAGCCAAAAAUGAUCACGAAAAUUAUUGAUCAAAAGACCGGCAAAGAAAAGCAGAUCGAAAAGACAGUUUUCGAUGCUGAUAAGGACAAAAUUUCUAACUAUGAACUCUAUAAGAAGCUAGAUAGAAUCGAAGGUAAGAUUCUCGCUAACGACAUCAACGCUUUAGAUGGAAAGUUGAAUGAUGUCAUUAAAGUACAACAAGAAUUACUAUCAUUCAUGGCUUCUUUAACCAACCAACGUUCCACAAAGCAAUCUACUGAUAACAAAAAGGGAGUUUCUACUGAGGACAUCAUUGCUGAAGAUAAAGAAGAGUACAAAGAUUUCUUAUCUCUGAACCAAAAGUUGGAAAAAAUAGUGGUAGAACAAGAAAAAUAUAGAGAAGCUGCAAAACGCCAUGGUCAAGGUGGUCCUCAAGUGGAUGAAAUUGCCAGAAAAUUGAUGAUUUGGCUGCUUCCAUUAAUUUUCAUUAUGUUAAUAAUGGCGUACUAUACAUUUAAAAUCAGACAAGAGAUUAUCAAGACCAAACUAUUAUGA